AUGACACAAGUUGUAACUGUGCCACAUCCAGGACAUAGGGUUGCUCCAAAGGGGCAGGAGACCAGACUAAAGGGACAUUGGUUACAAGAUGAUAAUACCGACAGCUUAGAGUUAGAUAAACUGUUGGCAGAGCUUCAGAGUUUUCCAGAUGAACAAAAUGCCAAGGGUCUUUACCAGAACGGGUUAAGUGAUGAUGCUGGUGUCAAAGGGUAUGAAGAUGGUACUGAAACCAGAGUACAUUGCCCCGCCCACUCAGAACUGAGUUUACGUCUACAGCAGUUAAAUGAUUCAAGUAAGAAAAGGAAACAGUUGGAGUCAAAUGUUAAAAACAUGCCUGUGCUAGACAAUGUAGGUACGCAUAAAAAUAUUGAACACAGUAGAUCAUUUAAUCAUGAUUCACAGCGGCUUAAACAGAAUGUGCCAUCAGCUGAUGAAAUUGUAGAAAGGAAAAGCUCACAAUGUGACAGUGGACAGAAGAACAAGCUACAGGCUGAUAUUAUUAACACAAUACAAUCAAAAUCCCAAACCCUGGGCGUUAGUUCAAUCUUGGUAAAUGAUGCGCACAUUAGUAAACCUGCGGUGGUUUUUGCUAACACAGCACCAGCUGCGACUUUAUCUUUGGCUGAACUGGCCAGGCAGCACAAAUCACAGAGAGCUAGAGUUGCCAGUUUGGAAAGCGAUAAUGAAAAGUUAAACAAACAAAGUGCAGUAUCCACACCUCUGGUUUUGGGCUGCCGUACAUCUACAGGUUCCCUGACAGAUCUGCCAGCCUCUUAUCCAGAGACAGCAGCAACAUCCUCUGGAGUCUCCCUCUCACAGCUGGCUCUGCAGCACAGGAACUCCAAACCCCCACUGUCUACAGUAUCACCUGGAAAUGGUUACGUAAAUGGUUACGUAAAUGGUUACAAACCUUCCCUCUUGCAGCUAAUGAAAAAUGUGGCCAUUGAUGAUACCAGAACCAGCAGUGCUGCAGAAGCACCAUAUGCUCAAGUUCCCCAGAAACCUAGUUCCAGUCUGUCGUUAACAUUAUGUUUGAAAGUAAACAAACCCUCAGACACAUCUACAAAGUUGCCUUACGGCCAGCAAAAGCAGGAUACCGAAGACUUGGCUGUCGGUAACACAUUCAUUAUGAUGGACAGUGAGUCAGUUGAGUCAAAUGCAGGCUCACAAGAGCAGAGCAUACCUACAGAUUUGAUUCCCCGGGUGUCAUCAGUAGGUUUUGUUCUUUGCUGUUUGAAGAGAAAAAGAAAACUGGAAGAUUCCUCAGCCAACAUUAGAACAACUUUUAAAUACCCAAAAUUUAAAUGUGUUAGCCAGGUGGGUCAAAGAAUUUUGUAUCCAGAGAUUGUUUACCGCAAAAUUGAACCGUUUGAUUUUUCCACCCUGUCGCCGGAUGACUUGGUGAAACACAAACAAAAGCAGGCCUUUACCAGACCUCAGAAAGAGUUUGAGUUUUAA
Molecule: messenger RNA, 1458 nt
Organism: Candidula unifasciata
Lineage: Eukaryota; Metazoa; Mollusca; Gastropoda; Stylommatophora; Geomitridae
Source: the annotation of a GenBank genome assembly